Molecule: messenger RNA, 2966 nt
Organism: Capra hircus (goat)
Lineage: Eukaryota; Metazoa; Chordata; Mammalia; Artiodactyla; Bovidae
Gene: ZFYVE27
Product: zinc finger FYVE-type containing 27
Exons: 13
Coding region: 181-1416 (411 amino acids)
Biological process (GO): positive regulation of axon extension; protein localization to plasma membrane; endoplasmic reticulum tubular network formation
Cellular component (GO): growth cone membrane; endoplasmic reticulum tubular network
Molecular function (GO): metal ion binding
Source: RefSeq, a predicted model, not a curated record
GAAGUGGUGGCGGCGGCGGGGGAGGCGGAGGAGGUUCUCAGUCCUACGACUUCAGAGCGGCCUUGGGAAGAGGUUCGUCCUCGGGGUGGGGCGGGCCUGAGGAAACGCUCCGGGGUCUAGUGGCCCUAUCAAGUGCCUCCUGGCCGUCCCCGCCCCUUCCCCACCAACUCAGUGACCGGGAUGCAGACCUCAGAGCGAGAGGGCUGUGGACCGGAGGUGAGCCCCAGCACCGUCCCCGAGGCUACCCUGGAGUCUCUACCUGUUGCUACCAGGUCGCCGGCAUUUGAUCUCUUCAACUUGGUUCUGUCCUACAAGAGGCUGGAGGUCUACCUGGAACCCCUGAAGGACGCCGGCGAUGGGGUCCGGUAUUUGCUCAGGUGGGAGAUGCCAUUGUGUUCCUUGCUGACCUGCCUGGGCCUCAACAUCUUGUUCCUCACCUUGAACGAGGGGGCCUGGUACUCAGUGGGUGCCCUGAUGAUCUCAGUGCCCGCCCUGCUGGGCUACCUUCAGGAGGUUUGCCGGGCACGGCUGCCCGAGUCUGAGCUGGUGAGGAGGAAGUACCACAGCGUGAGGCAGGAGGACCUGCAGAGAGUUCGCCUGUCUCGCCCCGAGGCCGUGGCUGAGGUGAAGAGCUUCUUGAUCCAGCUGGAGGCCCUCCUGAGCCGCCUGUGCUGCACCUGCGAAGCUGCCUACCGCGUGCUGCACUGGGAGAACCCCGCUGUGUCCUCACAGUUCUAUGGGGCUCUUCUGGGCACGGUUUGCAUGCUGUACCUGCUGCCUCUGUGCUGGGUCCUUGCCCUUUUAAACAGCACACUCUUUCUGGGGAAUGUGGAGUUCUUCCGAGUGGUGUCUGAGUAUAGGGCAUCUCUGCAGCGGCGGAUGAACCCCAAGCAGGAAGAGAGUGCCUUUGAGAGCCCGCCACCGUCAGAUGCUGGGGGGAAGGGCGCUCUGGCGGACUGCACUCCUGCACCCACGCCCACAGAGGACCUCACGCCAGGCAGUGUGGAGGAGGCGGAGGAGGCCGAGCCCGACGAGGAGUUUAAAGAUGCGAUUGAGGAGACCCACUUGGUGGUGCUGGAGGAUGACGAGGGGGCCCCGUGCCCGGCAGAGGACGAGCUGGUCCUGCAGGACAACGGCUUCCUGAGCAAGAACGAGGUGCUGCGCAGCAAGGUGUCGCGGCUCACUGAGCGGCUCCGCAAGCGGUACCCGACCAACAACUUUGGGAGCUGUACGGGCUGCUCGGCCACCUUCUCAGUGCUGAAGAAGAGGCGGAACUGCAGUAACUGUGGGAACAGCUUCUGCUCUCGGUGCUGCUCCUUCAAGGUGCCCAGGUCCUCCAUGGGGGCCACAGCCCCCGAAGCCCAGAGAGAGACUGUGUUUGUGUGUGCCUCGUGUAACCAGACCUUGAGCAAGUGAGAAGAGGGGCCAGGGUCCAAGAGGCCGCCUGUCCCCGGGGCCACCAGUGGACCCUGCUCUCCCCAUCCUUAGCCUUGGGCAGAUGUGGUCUGAAUGCUAGGUAGGCUUCCCCUCCCUGCCCCCACCGUCUACAUCUGGGUUCUGGAGCGGUCCUCCACUCCUGCGGAUGGCCAGUAGUGGUUGCGUCCCGACCAGGACUGGCGUGUUUGCCCUGCUCUGAUCUGGGUGUUAGGGAACUCAGGGCUGGGCGGGAAAUAGAAGUUAGAGGGCAGCAGUGAGCCAGGCCUGAUCUGGACUGGUCUUCUGGGCAUCUCUGCAUGCCUGGGAGUUCUCUGAGGCCGGAGGUCAGAGAUCAGAAAAAGCGCUUCUUCCCCCGCUGGGUACUGGGCCAGGCCCUUGUCCUCCCAGAGCCUGCAGAAGGGCUUGCACUGUGUCCCAGUUCUGCUGUUUGAGUGUUCCUGCAGGCGCCAGGAGCUCAUCAUUUCCCUGCCAGAGGGCACGGCCAGGACUAUCAAGAUCAAAAGUACUUCUAGAAACAAGGUCAGAGUUCCCCGAUUCUCUCAGAGGAGGGCCUGGCAGAACCCUUCAGUAUUAAGCAGAGCAAAACACGGGGAGCCGCAGCAGCUCAGAGGGCCUCAGCCCCAGCCUGUAGGACCCUGGCUUACAGACUCUCAGCGCCACCCUGCAGGACCCUGGCUUACAGACUCUCAGCCCACAUGUUAGCCUAGUGUUUUCAGCUCUGCCGGGAAGAUGCUGGGCACUCAGUCACUCUUGCUCCCCGUGUUCAGAGCCUUGGCCACCCUCCUCUGGCCUAGAGCUACAGCUUCCCUCACUGGCCCCUCGUCCCAUGGAGUGAGUGUGAGGCCAGGUAAGCUCAGCAGAGGUCCUGAAGCCCUUGACCUCUGGGCGCCUGGGAAGUGUGGGGUCUUGCUAGGCUGGUCUCAGAUUCCAGGGCUGAUCUAUAGUAGGACAGCCUCAGUUACGGGAUAAGGCCACCUGGGGUGCGCAUCCCGUUGGCAACAGUUUUGUGUUCACCCUGGACUCUCAAGGGCUCAGUGUCUCUUCCUAAGCCAUGAGCGGGCUCAGGCACCCCUUCCUUCCCCAGGAACUUCCCUGCCUUUUUGAAGUAUUUAUUUAUUUAUUGCAUGAUUCCCGGGAACAUGGGGCACAGGGAAUGGGAUCAGGAAGAUGGGGCCUCUCCCCUGCCCUAGGGAGCUCCCCUGGACUCAUGGGCUGCCUGGAGCUCAGAGCUUGGGAGGUGGAGACAUUUCUAUACUCUCAGCUGGGACGUGAGGAGGCAGGCUGGGGGUCAGGGCUCAUCCUAGGCCAGCUUUCUUUCCCGGCCAGCCAGUCUAGGAGCCAGGGGCCUGCCCCAGGCCCAGAGGGGCAAGUCCCUGGGGAGCCAGGCAGGCCUUGGUAGACCCCCUUCCUCAAGUUCCUUGGUCCUGUUGAGAUAUGAGUUAAGUGCUCAUGCUUUAUUUACAUUGGAGAGGAACUACAAGGAUGUCUGUAUAUGGAGAAUUGUCAAUAAAAAGGCCUCAAGCUUCCUA